Messenger RNA from Lycium barbarum (goji berry), 2925 nucleotides. RefSeq names its product protein MULTIPOLAR SPINDLE 1-like. Bases 227 to 877 code for a protein of 216 amino acids. NCBI's taxonomy places the organism in Eukaryota, Viridiplantae, Streptophyta, Magnoliopsida, Solanales, Solanaceae. The record is from RefSeq and is a predicted model, not a curated record. Gene Ontology annotation, biological process: meiotic DNA double-strand break formation; meiotic spindle organization. The transcript is spliced from 5 exons.
GCCAACUUACUAAAUAUAAAAAGAAGCGGACAUAACCAAAAUAAGACAAAUUUUAACAACAAAUACAUGUAGUAUAUUUGAAUUGUCAACUUACUAAAUAUAAAAAAAGACGAACAUAACCAAAAUAAGAUAAAUUUCAACUACAAUUGAGAAAUUAAGAGGAAAAGAGAUAAAAUAUAGAGACUCACUAAAGAAAAUCACGAUAUUCUUUACAAAAUAAUUAAUCAUGGAGAGAGUGAGAUCAGAGCAAGCAAAGAGCAACUCAGAUGAAUCCCUUAAACUCGCUGUCGCAAUGGCGAUCGUCCGAUCUGUUACAUCCCGUACACUUGCUACAAUGUCACUGACUGAAAGGAAUGCAGAACCUGUGGAAGGCAUUAUCAAUAGCUUAAUCAUGCGUUUAUUGAGAAGAAUGUGCAGUGCCUUGCAAGAAGAUGAAAAUCAUCACUUUGACACUGCUGUCCAGUUCUAUAUUCAACACCUGACGCGUAAGAUCGGAAAUGAGGCUUUUGUCGGCCUGCGUCUAAUAUUUGCGGUUUCUCAAAGAAUAUCUGUAGUGGCAGAAAGUUUGCUUUUCAUGGAUCCAUUUGAUGAUGCCUAUCCAAGUAUGCAUAACUGUAUGUACAUAAUGAUUCAGCUUAUCGAAUUUCUGGUUUCAGAUUAUUUGCUAACCUGGUCAAACGCUGGAGAUUUUGACAUAAGGCUUUUUGAACAAUGGGUUGGAUCAAUUCUCCACGGAAGAGAAGCACUGGAACUACUGGAGAACAGGAAUUCUCUUUAUGUACUGUACAUAGAUCGUGUGAUGGGAGUUGUGGCCAAACAAGUGAGACAGUUGUCAUUUCUGCAGAAGCUAAAGAUUCUUGAGAACUUGUUUAGCUAAGCACUGACGUGCAGCUUUUUCUUUGUGAACUGUAAGUAACUUGCUUUGAACACAAUUCUUCUUUUCUUGUGCAUACAAAAUUCAGCUGUGUCAUCCCAGAGGAAUUUUUACUUAAAAUUCAAGAGUUAUCUAAUUGAUUCCCAUAGUAUAAAAGAUCAAAACUAAUCCUUUUCGACUAAAUUCUAAGUUCACCUUGGAAGUUGAGCUCAAUGUUUUCCAUAUUUUUACUGAAUUUCACGAUGACUACACUUACCAUUUUGUAGUUGUCAUUUGUUCUGCAUGUUUUUCCACUUUCUCUGUCUAUCUCUCUCUCCUUGUGCACCCCUUCCCUCCCUUUCCCGGAGCAAAGUGAAAGAUGAUCUUUAAAUGUGAAAAGAUGAAACAGCAUGUAAAGAGUGAACUUGGACAUUAACACCUUAUCAUGUGCCGAAAGCCAGAAUAAAAUCCUACAUCUCUUUAUCCUGAACCUGAUUCCAGGUUGAAAUUUGUCCCACUAAAUAGUCGGCUUAAGCAAAUCUUUGACUUUCCUUGGCAUCACUAUUUUUCAUUACAUGCAAAUUGCUCAAGUAACUGAUAUUCCUUUACGUACCAAGUAGUUGAGAUCUUCCAUAAAGGAGGUUGGAGGGCUUGAUUUUUGGCUCUUUGUAGUUUAAUCUAGACAUGUUCUUUUCUCAUUUUUUGACUUUUCUUUGUGAAAUCAGGGGGCUGGGAAUCCGAAUCCGAUAAGUUUACUUAUAAACCAAGAAUUCAUAUUCUAGUAUUACCCAGGGGCGGAACUACAGUGGUGCAAGGGGUGUCAAUCGAACCCCCUUCGUCGGAAAAUUGCACUAUAUAUAUAGGGUCAAUUUUUUGAUUCAUGUAUAAAUAUUAAUGUUGCAUCCCCUUCACAUAAUGGAGAAUUCAGCUCAGCGGCUGAGAUGCCUACUAUUGAGCCCAUGGUUGCGAGUUUGAUUCUCUGCAACAACCCUUUUUCAUCCAGUCCCUUUUUCUUGAACCGCCUUAUCAAAUGUUCUGGCUCCGCCCCUGAUAUUACUAUUACCUAUUGUCUUUCCCAACUUUAGAGUUAUCCCCUGUCCCCACCUCGUUUAUCUUUCAAAGUAAAUUUUGAAGGGUGAUUACACAGUCCUUAAAAUUUUAUCCUCCUUUUAUGAAGGAUUACUAAUACCAAAAAAGUACGCUAUAUUUAAAAGAUGCAAAAAGGUGUAUUGUAUUGGAUACACUUCUGCUUUUUGCUUGAUAUAUAUAGUGUCCUUCAGAACGUGCUCCUAGCAUACUUCACUUCUCAUCUCUCAUAUUCUUUAUUACAUUGUGUACAUCAUCUCUCUAUAUAAAAUCUUCCUUAGUAGACAUGAUUAAAGCCAAAUCUGUACUGGUUCUCUCAUUAUUAGCCGCUCUCUUAUUGUCCCAAUACUACAAAACUUCAGCUUCUAAUGACAUUUCGCCGUCCACUUCCAAACCUCCAAGCCAAAGUCCACCACUGGGGAAAGAGGGGCAAGUAUGUUGCCCUAAAACUCUAGAUACUAACGUCCAGAUUAAAAGGAGAGCACGAAUCGUUCCCGUUACUCCAAAUACAGGUGCUCGCCCAACUCCAAGGAGAUCAUCGGCUAUUGCAAACAAUAUAUCUUCAUUUCAAUUGUGUUUACCUCUGUUUUAUCUCCUUUCACUUAGUUUCUUCUUGCUCUAAGCAGCCAUGCUAGAGUAGAAAUAUGGUGAAGGCCAACUUGCCGCACAGCCAAAUAAAUGGAAUAAACAAAAAGAGAAGGCGAAAAAAUGGCAGUUGGUUCUAUCUUAUUAGGACGAUACAAAUGAGUUAUUUUUGUCUGUUUAAAUUUUCUACAGCGUCUUUGGUAGCUUGAAUGGUUGUUCAUUUAUCCUCCUUUUGCUUUAGGAUAAAGUGUGGCUUAAUUUUCAAGGCAUCGAAGGGGCUGUUGCUUUUUACUGUAAGUUGUAAUACAUGUUACAAGUCAAUUUACAGCUGUGAGAGUUAUCUAUUGCUAUUCUAGUCAAUUCUUUAUUGGUAAUGCAAAGCCAAAGUUUCUUUGUGGGUU